UUCACACGACAUUGGAAACAGAUAAGAUCGUUCGGAUUGGCCAAGAAAACAUACAUUCGUUAACAAACUUCCUCAAAAGAAGCAGGUUAUUCCUUGUAGGUAAUUUGAAAACCUUGCAUUUAAAGAUUCACACAGUGCAAUAGAGUUAGACAAGUUAUAAAAUAUUUGUGAUCGAUUGAACAAUGGUUAUAACCGUCGCCACUGUAGCCACAGCUCCCUUUGAGGGCCAAAAGCCUGGUACCAGCGGAUUACGAAAGAAGGUCAAAGUUUUCACCCAGAAAAACUAUACGGAAAACUUCGUACAAUGCAUUCUAGACGCCAACGAAGGUGCUUUGGCGGGAUCAACGCUGGUGGUAGGUGGUGAUGGCCGUUACUUCUGCCGGGAGGCUUGCGAGCUGAUUGUUCGAAUGUGCGCUGCCAAUGGCGUGGCCAAAGUUCUGGCUGGUCAGAAUGGCAUUUUGUCCACACCGGCCGUUUCGAGCCUAAUUCGUCGCAACAAAGCUUUGGGAGGAAUCGUCCUUACCGCUUCGCACAAUCCGGGCGGCCCGGAAAACGAUUUUGGAAUUAAGUUUAACUGUGAAAAUGGAGGGCCAGCUCCUGAUCACUUUACGAACAAGAUCUAUGCCUUGUCCGGCGGAAUCAAAGAGUACAAAAUUGCAGAAGGACUGGACAUCGACGUGUCGAAAACGGGUGUUAAUAAUUAUGACAUUGGCGGAAAGCCCUUCGUGGUAGAGGUGAUCGAUUCUGUUGCGGACUACGUCCGCUUAAUGAAAGAAAUUUUCGACUUCGACAAGCUAAAGAAUUUUGUUAGCGGAAAAUCACGGAAUGGACAGCCACUAAAGAUGAGAAUCGAUUCGAUGAACGGAGUCACUGGAAGUUACGUCAACGAAAUUUUCGUCAAUUCACUGGGAGCUUCGAAAGACGGAGUGGUUCACACAACUCCUCUGCCUGAUUUUGGGGGAUUGCAUCCGGACCCCAACCUGACUUACGCUAAAGAUUUGGUUGAAGCCGUCCGCAGCGGAGAUUAUGACAUCGGGGCGGCAUUCGAUGGGGACGGUGAUCGGAACAUGAUCAUCGGUCGUAAUGCCUUCUUCGUGACUCCAAGCGACUCGCUGGCAGUCAUUGCUCAUUACCUCGAAUGUAUUCCAUACUUUAAGAAGCAUGGAGUUACCGGUUUGGCCAGAAGUAUGCCUACCGCUUCCGCGGUUGAUUUGGUAGCCAAAGCUUUGAAUAAGGAACUGUUCGAAGUCCCAACUGGUUGGAAAUAUUUUGGAAAUCUGAUGGACGCUGGGCGUCUGUGUCUGUGUGGGGAAGAAAGCUUCGGAACCGGUUCAGAUCACAUCCGUGAAAAGGACGGCAUUUGGGCCGUUUUGGCCUGGUUCUCAGUACUAGAACACACUGGAAAAAGCGUCGAGGAAAUCUGCGUAGAACAUUGGAAGCGAUACGGUCGCAACUACUUCACUCGCUACGAUUACGAGGAAUGUGACCUGGCCCCUUGCAACGAAAUGAUGGCUACUCUUGAGAAGACCAUCACCGAUCCCUCCUUUGUCGGAAAAGAUUUCUCCGCCGGUGGAAAGACCUACAAAGUCAAACUGGGUGACAACUUCAGCUAUAACGACCCCAUCGACAAAUCCGUGUCCACCAAGCAGGGUCUUCGAAUUGUGUUCACCGAUGGAAGCCGCGUGGUGAUGCGACUCAGCGGAACCGGAAGCUCCGGAGCCACCGUGCGCCUCUAUAUCGAUUCCUACGAGAAGGACAACGUACUUGGCCAGGCAUCGGAUAUGUUGAAACCGUUGAUCGACAUUGCGUUGGAAAUUUCCAAAUUACCUAGCUUUACCGGGCGCAAUGCGCCGACCGUCAUCACGUAAGCUGCUAUCGCGUCAUUGGACAGUUAGAGAAAUGUAGCACUGUCAUCAAAGUAGAUCUAAAAGUUGUAGUCGCUUCCAGAAAUAAAUCUGUAUCAAACUGUUAUCAGCACUGUUGACACAGUCUAAGAAGCAAGCCAGAGUAAACGCGACGAGCGAUGCGAUGCGACGUGACUCACAUAAAAGAAUAGCAAUCAUUAUCAACCGGCUUUCAAAUUGCACUGUCGCGUCGCGUCGUAUCGCACGUCGCGUUCACUCUGGCUUGCCCCUAAGUGAAAAUUUGCAUAGUCAUCAUCGUUUUGUCUGGUUCCUUAUUGCCAACUGUGAAUAAUAUUAUUGUGACACGUAGGUCUAUCAGAAGCCAAUCAAUCAUUAUUUGUGCAUUUUGUUUAAGUUUUAUUCUUGUAACGUUGUUAGGCUUGUUUGAAAUAUGUAAAGGAAGUAAUAAAAUAAUUAAUAAUAAAAUUUGUCUUCUAAUGUUGAUA
Messenger RNA from Armigeres subalbatus, 2350 nucleotides. RefSeq names its product phosphoglucomutase (gene Pgm1). Lineage: Eukaryota; Metazoa; Arthropoda; Insecta; Diptera; Culicidae. The transcript is spliced from 2 exons. Gene Ontology annotation, cellular component: cytosol. Gene Ontology annotation, biological process: carbohydrate metabolic process. The record is from RefSeq and is a predicted model, not a curated record. Gene Ontology annotation, molecular function: magnesium ion binding; phosphoglucomutase activity. Bases 183 to 1868 code for a protein of 561 amino acids.